Hydractinia symbiolongicarpus is the source of this 2367-nucleotide messenger RNA. RefSeq lists its product as uncharacterized. The coding region runs from base 94 to 1587 and encodes 497 amino acids. The record is from RefSeq and is a predicted model, not a curated record. The transcript has a single exon. NCBI's taxonomy places the organism in Eukaryota, Metazoa, Cnidaria, Hydrozoa, Anthoathecata, Hydractiniidae.
AAAACUUUGUUGAAAAAGAAGACGAUAAUGCAUGUGUGUUUAAAAACAACUUAUUUUUUAUCUCUUUCAUUUAGCUGAUGUAAGGACGAUUAAAUGGAAGCACAACGCGACCACUCAUAUAUUGAAUACUCUUCAAUACAAGAUAAUGAGAAUUUUCAGUUCUACAAAAUGUUACGCCCAAUCUUCCUUGUUGAGUUUAUAUUUGGCCAAAACUUUCUAUCUGAUAAUUAUUGGGCAAAAGCUACGUCAAAGUUCCUGUUUUUUCUCAUGUUUUUACUGCUGUGUGGCGUGUUUUAUCUUGGUGUGUUCUGUCGAGGUGAUACUGUAGAGCGAUGGUUGCAGUUAUCAUUAUAUAUAGUUCCCUUGCUUGCGUUUCCGUGCGGAGCUCGUAUAUUUUUUUCGACUGCCUAUUACCGUUUGCUGUGCAGAAACAUCACCGAUACCUUUAUGGUGCGCUUUUUCGUUACCUCAAGAAAUCCCAACACCAUAAAAGAGACACGCCCGCCUGCUCACAACAGAAAGUGGCUUCGUGAAAUCGCUAUAAAAAGUCUAAUCUUUCCUUUGUUGUUGGAGCUGAUACAAUGGUGCGGAUUCGUUGUUUUUACUAAUGUAUAUAGUAACACCACAACGCAUUUUAUAGGACGUCUUGACGACGAGCCGUUUUAUGAAUUAGAUUAUAGAAUAUGGGAUACAUGUUACUAUGUUUAUUGGAUAGUCACUGUGUAUCUGGUUGGUUUUGUAUCCUUCCAAUUCGUUUUCGUCUCACGGUUGAUUGUUAAAGAUACUGUUAGCUUUAUGAGUUUAUUUGGAAACAGUUCAAUGUUGAAAUUUCAACCAGUUUACAGCCGUGCUAACGGGAACUUGUGUUUUCGAUUUUUACAGUCUGUGGCGAAUUUCUUUACAAUGGACUUGAUAUCAUCGAUAACAGAUCAAUACGUUUAUACAAACUGCGCCUACAUGUCAAAAGAUACUAAGAACCGUACUAAAAGUAAUUCGCAUUUAAAAAAUGUUCCUUCCCGUGUGCUUACAAGCCCAGUUGGACAACCCUACGGACCAACUAGUAGAGAAGGUACUCCUGAUUCACCAGACAUUGUCAAAUCGGAUGCAAACGGAGGUCAUAUAUCGCCUGGUGAUGCGUGCGAGGUGUUUUCGUCAUUUAUUACAGAAAUCGAGGACUUGACUUCGUCCUUUACUCCGUUUACGAUUGUGGUCACGUUUUUCGGAGUGGCCAACUUAGUGACACACGUGUCUUUAUUCGUAAGAAAGGACAUAAUCCAUAUAAGUUAUUGGACGUUAUUUAGAACCAUUCUGUUCUUGCUGGUUGCGUUACGAAUGUUGUUGUGCGUGCAACAAGUGUCUACCAUUUUAGGUAAACUACCACCACAUGUAAGAUUCGUGAAAACAUCAGGCCGUUUGGGAUUUGAGAAUGCUACAUGUCCUAGCUGGAUGGAUUUUAUUGACUUAUUGGAUAGUUUUAAUCUCGGUAAACGGUCUUUUGGGUUCCCGCUGACAUUGCGGCAAGUCGCAAGUAUUGCAACCGUUCUGAACAUGACGUUUGUUAUUGUGUUGUCGGUUUUCAAAACGUAGAAAAGAGAUGAUGCAAGUGGAAAAGUGGCCUAGUGUCUAUUUUAAUGAUCGAUUUUUAUUUAAAUACUUCAACUGUUUCUUUUAGUUACGACAACAGCCUAUUGUGGAAUUAAUUCUCUGCAAACUAUCUUAUUUUGCUUGACUUUUUUGCGAAUUUUAUAAAGUUUUUGACAUUGAAUUGAAGAACACUUAAUAGAAUAUAGUUGUCACAUUUAUUAUGCAUUACAAUUAUCCGUCUUUUUGCUAGCGUUUUUAGCUUACCUGAAGCGUAGCUGCCUAUUUUUACAAACACUUAUUUUCGACUCAUGUGUUUUCUCGGAAUUUAAUUUUUGCGCUUCUUUUUAGAAAGAAUGUAUACUAUUUUUCUUUUAAUUUUUCUGACACUUAUGUUAUGUAUUUUGUAAAUUUUUACUUCAACAAUCUUUACUUUCUGUCUGCUGCUACAAAAAGAAGGGGUGAAAAUUGAAAAAGGGUACAAAUUAAAAAAUAAAUGCUUUUCAAUUUUUUCACGAAAUUCGCAAAAUAUUAGGACUUGCUUACUACGCGAGCAUUAGCUGUUGUAAAUUGUCGUUUUCGGUUCUCGACUUAUAAGGCGAGUUAUAUAUUAACAUAUUUGUCAUCGCAUUAAAGAAAACAAGUUACUAUUGUUCUUGAAUGUAGUAUGCCUAAAUUAUAUAUUGUACCAAUUUUUACAAUCUGUAUACAUCGCGUACUUUUAAAAACGUAAUGAUUUUGUAAUUUUUUUUAAUAAAAACUUUACUAAGGGUUUCAUAAGCCUUA